Ruditapes philippinarum (Manila clam) is the source of this 3208-nucleotide messenger RNA. Its product is annotated as nephrin-like. Gene Ontology annotation, cellular component: cell-cell junction. Gene Ontology annotation, biological process: cell-cell adhesion. The transcript has 9 exons. Gene Ontology annotation, molecular function: cell adhesion molecule binding. Bases 526 to 2136 code for a protein of 536 amino acids. NCBI's taxonomy places the organism in Eukaryota, Metazoa, Mollusca, Bivalvia, Venerida, Veneridae. The record is from RefSeq and is a predicted model, not a curated record.
CUGGGAAGCCUUAUUUCAAAUAUGAAUAUAGCAAUGGCACAAAGGGCAGUACUCAAAACAUGAUAGACGUUAUAACAGGAGACUCGUUUUCAGUGCAUUGUCGUGCAACAGGAAAUCCACAACCUACAAUUAAGUGGGACAGUAAUGAGGGCAACGAUAUUUUAAAGAUACCUUCAAUUACUUACGACACUAGAAAAACAUGCCAUGCAAUGUACACAAUGGAGGAAACAGUCGGUGAACGUCGAACAGGAUCGACAUCUGCGUCAUUUUUCAUCAGGGUUCUUUAUCCGCCACAUAUUCCAAAGUUCACAAUUUCGAACGGAACGAGACAAGUUAACGUCACAACAGCGACUAUACAACUGAAAAAAACAGACAACAUCAAUAUUACCUGUUUUUUCUGAUGGAAAACCUGUUCCAAAAUACACCUGGACUAGCCAAAAUGAUCAAAUACAUGAAAAUAUACGGCAAUUUGCUAAUAUUAUUCGAGAGGAUGCCGGGAAGUACACGUGUAAUGCGAGUAACGUGAUGGAACGCAGUUUUGGUGACACUGAACAUGGGUUAAACUUUUCCAGCAUAUCUCUCGACAUAUUGUAUCCAUCAACCAUUUCAUUACUAGAAGACAUAAGUAUUCUCGAAGGUUCAGACCUAAAUGAAACAUGUCGAGUUCAAAAGGGAAACCCAACUACAGAAAGUGUGUCAUGGACUAGAAUAAGUGAUGGCAACACUUGGAAGAAUAGCGUACUGAUUAUAACUAAUGUUUCUAGAGCAGACGAUACACAUUAUACAUGCACUUUACGAAGUACAAUCAUCCCAACAAUUGGUGACGAAACAUUGAUAAUAAGAAGCAAAACAAUACAUCUAAAUGUUUUUUUUUCUUCAGAAAUCAAACAUUUUACUGUUGUAAAAAACAAGUCAAGUGGAACGUUUAUUGUAAACCAAAGAGAUGAAGUUUCAUUAGAAUGUACAGCAGAAGCUAACCCAGCCUCGGAUUUAUCUAUAUACAAUACACGUGACAGUAUGAUAUUGACAGUAAAAAACAGAAAUGUGCUUCUUUACAGCAUAAAUAAUGCUUCGUUCGAAAACGCAGGCAAAUAUAAAUGUGAAGGCAGAAACAUUUACACAAAAGAUAAACCAUCAGUAUCAGAACUGACAAUGAUUGUCAAAUGUUCACCACGACCGACACUUGAAAGCAUAUUCCCCAAUAAGAUCGCAGCUGCUCAAUAUACAAACAAGACUUUGAAUUUUGUUGCCUAUGAAUACUUGGAUGAAGAAAAUAAAACAGAAUUUAUGUGGCUUCACAAAAACAUUUCAAUCGACAGAAAUGAUAAAAAAUUUGAAAUAACUUCAAUUGGAUUGAAUUCUAGCCUUUCUGUUAAAAACAUUACACAAAGGGAAUUUGGAGAAUAUAGCGUCAAAGUUUCAAACACAAUAGGAGAGUAUAUCCAUCACUUUAUGUUGCAAGCAGAAGAUAAGCCAGAUAUACCUAUUAAUUUAACGUACAAAUCGGGGUCAAUCACUGAAUCAUCAGUAAUAUUGGUUUGGUCACCAGGUUUUGAUGGUGGCUUUCCACAAACAUUCAAUUUAUUAUAUCAUAUCAGUCAGGAAGAACAGUGGCAUAGUGUUCAAGUUCCGGAUACAAAUGAACAGACAAUAAGCUAUACAUUAACUGGCUUGUUGAGUUCUAAAACGUAUAAUAUAAGAAUGUUUGCAAUGAAUAAAAAGGGGAACUCUUCCAAUACAAAAACUUUACAGUUAGCAACAAACGCAAGCGCAUCCGACCUACAGACAGUUGUAUAUAAAACAAGUACAGGAACGUUUGUCGGUGUCGGGGUGGGUACAUUUGCAGGAACAAUAGCGAUUGUUACUAUUUUCCUGUUCUUUUAUAGGCGCGGAAGGAAGAACAAACAUUAUGCCGGUAAACAAGAUACAGGAGGAACAGUUUACAAUUCUCAUUCACCGUACGAAGAUUUGGAUUCAACUAAAAAGGACGGAAAUGUUUAUGAUCAAGUAGUGACAACAAAUCUCUAUGCUCAAAGAAAUUCUACAAUUAUACAAGAACUUUCUACUUUACCGGAUUAUAACAAUAGCAUAGACAAAGAAAGUGAAACUUCUGUUUACAUCAAUAUGAAAAUUUAAAAAACACAACUAAAAGGGGCUUCACUGAGAUUUUAUAACUUGACGCGACUGAAUGUAUUCUUUUCGAAAUUAGAGUUCCGUUUGAUGCAGGUCUAGACAAAAAACUUGUGUGCAAAAUGUCUGAUCAUUCGCUCACUAUUUUUUUCAAAUAUGAUUAUUCCUAUUGUGAAAAAUAAUCCAAAAAUGAAAAGCGUUGCAACUAUAUUUGAAUAUAUGUUGCAUACAUUUAUGUUUUAAGUGCCCCAGUUAAUCUAUGUGAGAAAUUGAAAAUAAAUGAUUUUAGUUUGCUUUUUUUGACCUUGGUGGAGUUUCUUUAAUUCGUGUGAUAUACAUUUUAAUGUAUUCAGCAAUAUACAAAAAAGAAAUUAUUAUAUUAAUAUGUUUAAAUUUUUAACAUACGUGUUGUAAGUACUUUCUGUUCAUUGAGAUUUCUGGUUGACACUUAACCAAUUGGUAUUGAAAGUAUUCGAAAAUAUUGUUCUUUAUUUUCGUUUGUAAUAUUAAUUAUUCUCAUUGGCAUUUAAAUUUGUACCUUAACUCUAACAGUGCUAAAGUAAAAUUAAUGCUUAAAUGGUAAAUAUGAGCAAUGAUAUUUUUGAUACUUUCAAAUAUUUUACUAUGUGACAGUUAACAUAAUAUUGCUUUAGUUCAAAAAUGAAUACUAGACAGGCUACUUUACAGUCAACGGAUGUGUUUUCUUGCUAUAUAAUGGCUGCGUCACACUACAUUCCAAUUUGGUUUAAGAUGGUAUAAUUGUGUCUUAACCAACAGUCAUUGCCAAAGAGUUAAAGGUCCGCGGCCGGUGACACUCCAAUAUUUAACGACAAAAAAGAAAAGACAAAAUCACAUAAUCACACAUUUAUAAUUUGAUGACCUUCAAUACUAUCGCUUCGUGUUUAAAACAUGUAUGUUUACACAAAACAUCUUAAUAAGGAAGUUAUAGAGUUAUACAUUUAUACAUACUAUACGAUUUUAUCAACAAAGAUACCUUUAUAAGUAAGUAGCUUUUUUGAUAUAUUCAUAAUUGUCCUACACCAAUUCAAACAACUAAAAUAUAUAAAUAAAGUUGCAA